Molecule: messenger RNA, 2824 nt
Organism: Benincasa hispida (wax gourd)
Lineage: Eukaryota; Viridiplantae; Streptophyta; Magnoliopsida; Cucurbitales; Cucurbitaceae
Source: RefSeq, a predicted model, not a curated record
UUAUUUUACUUUUAUUUCAUUUAAUUUGUGUUUCGACGAGGUUCUGGAUUAAAGAACAAGUUUCUGUUUUCAUUCUGUGUGUAUCGAAGAAGCAGUUUGAUUGAUUUCUAUUUCGUUUUCGUCAAUGCUACCUUUGUAAUCGAUCCAUCACUUCUCUUAAACCUACAUUUGUUUAUGCUUUAAAUUCAUUUCCACUUUCCAGUCUUCAAUGUGCCGCGUGCUUGAUUCCAUGCAGAUUGUAGUGAGAAGAAGAGGAUUACAGUUCCUCUAAUUGAAGAAGAUUAUGUAAUUUUACUUAUCAUCUACUUAAAAACUGUGUUUAGUUUCUUCGCUUCGAUUGUGCUAUCUCGUUUCUAAUUGAUGAAAGAUGAACUUUGAUUUUGUAUACCAGUUCAUUUCCAGGUGGUUUCCUGUCAGCCCCAGGUUACAAUAUACAAAACAAUGAGCAAACUUGUCCCUAUCUGAUUCUGAAUAUGCAUUCUUAUAGUAUUACUUCCUUACUGUUUUAUAUAAUAGUGUCUACAUGUCAGAUAGCAUAAUAAUGAUCAAAUUUUCAAAUAUAUAAGCCAAAAAGUAAAGUGCUGAAAGAAAAAAUAUAAUGACCUUGUUUGAACAGGAUCCAUUCUAUUGGUUGUAUCCCUGUCAUUGGGUUCUAAGAAUGUAUUAGAAGAUUUAUAUAUUUGUUGAACACUUUGGCAUGGGUCAGUAAUUUCCCUUCUCCAUGGGGGAAACUAGGUAGCCGUUUCAUAGUUGCAGGGGUGUAGUGCUUUGGUCUCUAUCUCCCUUUCUCUUUAUCUCUCUCUUUCUGUAGGAAUUUCUUAGAUUUGAAUCUUCUAUAUGCCUUUUCUGUUGGGUAUCAACUUACACCAUUAAGUAGUUGAGAAUUUUUCUCAUUGUAAGGAUUUUUCUCUCUCUACAAUCCUCAAUGCUGCGCACAAUGGAAUUUUAGUUGAUGAAAUGAUGUAAUUUAAUCCCUUUGGGUGGUAUGACGUGUAAUGCAUCUUAUUUAAGUGAUUAAAAGGUCCUUGAUGCUUGAUGGACUAAUUGGAAGGUCAUGAUCUUUCUUGAACUAACCUACAAUUUGAAAUUACUUGAAAAUAUGUAGAGGAAGUAUCCUGAAUUAUAAUACAUGUUUUUGCUAACUAAUGCACACAGUUAGAUUGGGCUGAAAGUAGGUUGCAGUUGCAGCUCUAUUCAUAGGUGUGAACAGUGCAAACAAAAUGGAAAAGGAAUCAAAGGGGUCUCGUGUAAGGGAGUUCAUCAGGGAAAAAGUCCCAGACUGGGAUGACGAAGUGGUGGCUACUGCUCGGUUCAAGGCAUUUAGUGGGCAGAAAUCUGAUUGGGAACCCAGAUACCAAGUUUGGAGGGAUUUGAUCAUCACAAUUGCUCGCAAAUUCAACUUCAUCUUCAUAAAACCUUCUGAAAUAAAGAAUCAAUGGUUUUCUCGAGGAGGGUUGUCUCCAUUAUGCCUUGACCAUGUUCUGCAUGUAAUGUAUAUUGAGGGCGACAUUAUAAGACGUGGUGACAUGCUGGAUCCAAGGAGUGGCCAACUCUCCUACUUGUUCAAAAAAUUAAGCAAUUUGAUGGGUACAUCUAAAAAGAACCCCGACAGUUUGCUUCGUGAUGAUUACGUAGUUCUUGCCUGUGUAUUACAGGAUAGAGCAGCUGAAGUUAUCAAGUGUUUAUCUCUUAGUAAUUGGACCUCGUCCUGCAUUAUUACAAUGGUGAAGUUCCAAAACAUCUGUGGAGGACCUGAUGAAGCGACUGUUAUCUUGAGUUACUUGAUUGGAUAUGGUAAAGCAAGGUAUCUCUCUAAGGAAAAAAAGGAACUUCUAGAGGGUGUAAAGAUCUCUCUCACAGCAAUGACAGUUCCUGGCAUCACAACUCUCGAUUAUGACAUUUUGCACUUAAUUUGGACAACAGAAAAGCUUCAGCAACAACUUGAUGUGAUUGACCAGCGCUAUGAUGUGUCGAGACAAUCUGCACUAGCUUCUUUGAAGUCUGGAAACAAAAAAACCGCAUUGAAACAUGCAAGAGAGUUGAAGAUUACCACAGAAAGUCGGGAAAAAGUUGCAUCUCUCUUAAACAGAGUGGAGGAAGUACUAAAUGCUAUUGCAGAUGCCGAAUCAACAAAAACGGUUUCUGAGGCUAUUCAAAUUGGUGCUCGAGUAAUGAAAGAACACGAGGUUAGUUGGGAUCAACUCCAAUAUAGUUUGCAGGAAAUAGAAGUAAGCAUUGAUUUACAAAAGCAAGUUGCAAGUGCUAUAAGUACAGAUUCAGCUCCAUCUGGCUCAAUUCCGGAAGAUGAAGAUAUUGAGGAAGAGUUCAAGAAGCUUGAGUUGGAAGUAACAGCAGGCCAAAACCUUGACCCGUCGACAUCAGAAUCUGUGGUUAAUAUUGCAACUGGUGAAACAGUGGCUACAGUUUCUGACGAUUUAUUGAGCGAUGCAUUAUCAAAUCUAAAGCUAGUUGAAGAAACAGGAAACGUGACAGCGAUCCAGAAGUCAAAUUCUAAAAGCAAGUCGAAAAUGAUGGAGCUUGGCAUUUCUUAGGUGGGUUCUCAUGGAGCGGUUGACAAUGGCAAUAUCAGCCCAAUGUAACCUUCUUCUUUUGGUUGUCCUCUGUACUUUGUCAAAAGUCAGUGAAAUUGAUGUGCAAAAUUGUUACUACAAAAUCGCUGCUCUUUGUUCCUGAGUCAGCUAUUGUAUUACUGCUAUUGAUGUUUGAUCUUGAAAAUGUAAGAUUGAGAUUGUUGUAUAAACUUCAAAGCGUGAUUAAUUUCAGACCUCCAUUCUAAAAAACAAGGGGGGUGUUAAAUUACCAA